GUUGACUUUUUUUUUAUAAUCUCCAUCGUAAGCUACUAAGCUCCAAAACACAUGUUACACGGAGAAAAGGCAAGUAUCCAACUGUUUUGCGAAGAAACUUAGCCGUACACACGGUCCACAUUUUGCUCCCCCCCAAUCCGAUACUCGAUCGAUUGAGAAUAGCACAAACCAAUUCCGGCGUCCAUUAAAGAUUCAUUUUUUUUCCAUCAUAGAUUCAUAGAUAGUAAAGUACUGGAAUAGGAUUCAAGUUUACUCAUACCAGGUGGGAGGCGUGAGCUGAAAAGCUGUGAUGGGGAAGGCUCCGAGAUUUCCGGGUAUUAGCGAAGAAGUGCAGAAGCUUCUGGGUGCGAAUAUGGACUUCGUAGAGGCCAGGCGUCGAGCCCGCGAGGCUUUCAAGGCCACCCAGCUCUCAAUAGAUCAUUUCCUGUUCAAGGUGCCACGCUCUGAUUUAAAAAUAGAGGAGUCCUAUAAGCAAAACUCCAGAGGAAUAGAGAUUUUUUCCAAAAGCUGGAUUCCGGCGACAAGUCCGCCCAAAGCUCUGAUCUGUAUAUGUCAUGGUUAUGGAGAUACUUGUACAUUUUUUGUUGAAGGUAUUGCUGCAAAGCUAGCAUGUUCUGGUUAUGGGGUAUUUGCCAUGGAUUACCCUGGAUUCGGUCUUUCUGAAGGUCUCCAUGGCUACGUACAUAGUUUUGACCAGCUUGUUGAUGAUGUCAUUGAGAAUUUCUCAAAAGUUAAAGAAAAUCAAGAAUGGUGCAGUCUGCCAAGCUUCCUCUUUGGACAAUCUAUGGGGGGAGCAGUUGCUUUGAAGGUGCACCUGAAGCAACCUCAUGCAUGGAGUGGUGCGGUUCUUGUUGCACCUAUGUGCAAGAUUGCAGAUGAUAUGACUCCACCUUGGCUAUUGGCAAAAAUACUUAUAGGGAUGGCAAAUUUUCUUCCAAAACUGAAGCUAGUCCCUCAAACAGACUUAGCUGAGGCAGCAUUCAGAGACAAGAAGAAGAGAGAACAGGCAGCUUACAAUGUCAUUGCUUACAAACAUAAACCACGUUUGAGGACUGCUGUGGAACUAUUGAGGACCACUCAAGAGAUUGAGAAAUUACUAGAAUCGGUUUCUCUACCCUUACUCAUUCUGCAUGGGAAGAAUGAUAAAGUAACAGAUCCAUCAGUGAGCCAAGCCUUGUAUGAGAAGGCCAACAGCAAAGACAAGAAGUUAAACCUUUAUGAUGAGGCUUGGCAUUCCCUUCUGGAGGGUGAGCCAGAUGAGAUGAUUCACAGAGUAAUUGGUGACAUUAUUUCUUGGCUUGAUCAACAUACAUAAUUAUAUAUACACAUUAUUAUACACACACAUACACGGAUUAAUGCACAAUGUAAUCCCUAUUGUGUAUGAUACCUUUACUGGUGUAUAUAUUAAUGUAUUGUGAGAACUAAUGCAUAUGUUGAAGCAUGAAGUUUGUUUUAUUUUAGCAUCUAAAAAAUAAGCACUCACAUGUUGCACAUUCCCCAUCCAUCCAUAUUUAAUCUUGUAUUCAGCGCUUGUUUUGCAUUCCUUUACCAACCAAAUUUUCUACCAUAAAUCCAUACUUUGUUUACGGCAGCUGAAUUAAA
Cuscuta epithymum is the source of this 1602-nucleotide messenger RNA. NCBI's taxonomy places the organism in Eukaryota, Viridiplantae, Streptophyta, Magnoliopsida, Solanales, Convolvulaceae. The record is from the annotation of a GenBank genome assembly.